Molecule: messenger RNA, 2302 nt
Organism: Colius striatus (speckled mousebird)
Lineage: Eukaryota; Metazoa; Chordata; Aves; Coliiformes; Coliidae
Gene: ARFGAP2
Product: ADP ribosylation factor GTPase activating protein 2
Exons: 17
Coding region: 105-1727 (540 amino acids)
Biological process (GO): COPI coating of Golgi vesicle
Molecular function (GO): GTPase activator activity
Source: RefSeq, a predicted model, not a curated record
GGCGGCGUGGGCCCCGGCGGCUGCCGUACUGCGGCCCGGCCGCGCUGGCGGGCUGGCUGUGCCGCGCCGGCACCCGUCGCUGCAGGGGUGUGUGGGAAGGAGAGAUGAUGGCGGCGGAGCCGAGCAAGACGGAGAUCCAGACUCUCUUCAAGCGGCUGCGGGCGGCGCCGGCCAACAAGUCGUGCUUCGACUGCGGCGCCAAGAACCCGAGCUGGGCCAGCGUUACCUACGGCGUGUUCCUGUGCAUCGACUGCUCGGGCGCGCACCGGUCCCUGGGCGUGCACCUCAGCUUCAUCCGGUCCACAGAGUUGGAUUCGAACUGGAACUGGUUCCAGCUGAGGUGUAUGCAAGUGGGCAGCAAUGCCAACGCGACGGCUUUCUUCCGCCAGCACGGCUGCACCACCACAGAUGCCACGGCCAAGUACAACAGCCGAGCCGCCCGCUUGUACCGCGAGAAGAUCCGGCAGCUGGCGAGCGCUGCCAUGGCCAAGUACGGCACCGACCUGCUUAUAGAUGGACUGAGUGGAGCCCCUGGGCACUCCCCUGACAAGAGCGAUGCUGAUUUCUUCCUGGAGCACACACAGUCUUCCAGUACCUGGGAUGUAGCAGAUGCCAGCCAGAAUCCUGCACAGUCUUCCCCAGAGGUGGAAAAAGCAGCAAAGCCAUCAGAAGGGAGCGAAGUACCGAGUUCCAGCCAGGGCCCCUCUACUGAUUUGUUGAGCACAUCUCCUAAAGCUCCUCUAGACACGUCCAUGUAUCUGUCAACGCCAGGGCCUGCUCCUGCCAGAGAACUUAAAUCCUCCCUCAUUGGAAAGAAGAAGCCAGGAGCUGCCAAGAAAGGGUUGGGUGCAAAAAAAGGUCUUGGAGCCCAGAAGGUGAGCAGCCAGAGCUUCAGUGAGAUUGAGCGGCAAGCCCAGGUGGCAGAGCAGCUGAGGGAGCAGCAGGCAGUGGAGUCCAGGAAACAAGCUGAGGAGUCCAUAGUGACCUCAAUGCGACUGGCGUACCAGGAACUGCAGCUCGACCGGAAGAAGGAAGAGAAGAAACUUCAGAACCUUGAAGGGAAGAAGCGUGAACAAGCAGAGAGGCUGGGCAUGGGCUUGGUGUCCAGAAGUUCUGUUUCACACUCAGUGAUGUCAGAGAUGCAAGUCAUCGAGCAGGAGACGCCGCUGGCUGCAAAGUCUGCCCGCUCUCAGUUGGAUUUGUUUGAAGAUGCUGGAGGCUUCACAUCUGGACCCCCCAAGUACAAAUAUAAUCCCUUCUCAUUCGAAGAUACAUUUGGCUCACGAUGGGAAUCGGACUCUUCUUGGGGUAUGGACAAAGAGGAUGAACCUGAGGUGACCAUUUCCAGUAUUCGGCCAGUUUCAGAGAGACCCACCAGUAGGCGGGAGGCAGAGCCCAGGACGACUGUUGUGGAAUCCAACGAAGCCCGGCAGAAGUUUGCAGGGGCUAAAGCCAUCUCUUCAGAUAUGUUCUUCGGGCGGGAGGCGGACGCUGAGUAUGAGGCCAGAUCCCGACUGCAGCAGCUCUCGGGUAGCAGUGCCAUCAGCUCUGCAGAUCUGUUUGGAGAGGCUGAGAACAUGCACUCAGGUGGUGUGUCAAUUGGAAACGUCCUGCCUGCAGCUGACAUUGCACAGUUCAAGCAAGGAGUGAAGUCAGUCGCUGGCAAGAUGGCUGUCCUAGCCAACGGGGUGAUGAACUCCCUCCAGGAUCGUUACGGCUCAUAUUGAUGACCCAGGGACUGCAACUGAGAGGGAAGCCAGCAAGAGGCACUGAUGCCACCUUUGCCUGGAAUGAACUGCAGGAUUGUCUUAGUUUGCCUGGGGUGGGUGGGGAGGGGAUCAGGAUAUGGCUGUGCCCAGGAUGCUUUCCAAAUAUCUCUGGAUUCCACUUUAUUAAAAUUCAAUGUGCCCUCAUACCCACUGCUAUCUACUAGCCAGUGGAGACAGGCCUUCUUACAGGUUAACAUCACUGCUGUGAAAGGUACAACGGGAGCUCCUUGGGGUGCCCGCAGCAGUGCUCCUGUCCUUGGCCCACACCUUAGCUCACCCAGUGACAGAGGUUACCUGGUUCCCAUGGACAUGAUGUUUUUGUUGUGCUCAGUACUCUCAAGCCAUGGUGCCAUCAGUCCUCUGGAUCUGCAGGCUCUGACCUGUACCAUGCAAUGAUCCUUUUUACUGUCUUGUAAAUGAGCAUAUAGUGAUGCGGGAGGAAAAAAAUAUGCAAAGCAAAGAUUAUUUUUUUAGCUUCUAAUUACAUCAUCAGCAAAAUUGGCCCAGGUAAAGAAGUAAAGAUAUUUACUGCA